Molecule: messenger RNA, 1254 nt
Organism: Cajanus cajan (pigeon pea)
Lineage: Eukaryota; Viridiplantae; Streptophyta; Magnoliopsida; Fabales; Fabaceae
Product: NDR1/HIN1-like protein 12
Biological process (GO): defense response to other organism
Cellular component (GO): plasmodesma; plasma membrane
Source: RefSeq, a predicted model, not a curated record
UUCCAUCCAAAGUACCAUAUAGAUUUCCUUUCACUUUAUCACUACCUUGUUCACUAUAUCCACAACCCACCACUUCUAGCUGUCACAACACAACACAACAACACUCACAUACACAACACAACACAACCCCUUUAACUAGAGAUCAACGACUCCUCCAUGGAAGAAGAAAUGCAGAUACAACAACAAGAAGACCACGACCCUAACCCUAAUUACCGCAACCCUAACCCUCGUCAUCACCAGCAAUUCCGUUUCCCCGGCAAAGUCCCACCCCACCGCCACCACCAAGUUCACAACAUGGACAAAAGCAUCCCCUCUCGCUUCAAACCCAAUGCUCCCAAACGCGAACACUGCAUUUGCAUCACCGUCUUCCUCAUUCUACUCGGCGUCAUAAUCCUCGUCCUCUGGCUGGCCUACCACCCUUCCAAGCCGCGCUUCGCGGUGGCCAGCGCCGCCGUCUACGGCCUGAACGCCACCUCGCCGCCGCUGAUCUCCAUCGCCAUGCAGUUCAACGUCCUCAUAAGGAACCCUAACAGGCGCGUCUCCAUCUACUUCGACAGGCUCUCCGCCUACGUGUCCUACAGAAACCAACCCAUCACGCCGCGCGUGGUGCUCCCGCCGCUCUUCCUUGAGAAGCACGCCACCGUGUCUCUGGCGCCGGAGAUCGGCGGCGUCCCCGUGCCCGUGUCGCCGGAGCUCUCCAACGGGUUGGCGAUGGACGAGGCUUAUGGGGUGGUGGCUGUGAAGCUGGUGCUUGUUGGAAGGUUGAGAUGGAAAGCUGGUGACAUAAACUCUGCACACUAUGGCUUGUAUGUCAAGUGUGACGUUAUGAUGGGUUUGAAGAAAGGUUUUGUGGGUCAGGUUCCUCUUCUUGGAGCCCCCGUUUGUGACGUCGAUUCAUGAAGCUCCUAUAUACCUAUUCAUAUCGAUCUCAUAAAUAAAUACAAUGUGUGCAUUUUUAAUUCUAAGAAAAAGUUCAGAUGAGUUGGCUUUCUCAGCUCACCGAGAUUAAUUAGAGCAGGUUUCAAAGUUCAAAGAACGCUUACUACAAAAAUACUUACCGUUGAUUAUCUAAAACCUUCACAUUGGCACUGGCAAUGAACACAUUCAAGUGGGAUAUCAGCUCAUUCCUUAUUGAUGGAACCAACCUUUGGUUCAAUGUGUACACGUUGCAUGUAUCUUUAUCAUAUUAUUCAUAUUGCAUUUUGAUAUUUUUGUCAAAAACCAGAAGUUAUAUAUAGAAGUUGGAUUUUGCUA